UACGCUAGGCGCCAGAUUUGUAACAGUGUGGAAUGAGCUACCGCUGAGAAGAAAAAGGCGGUUUGGGUCGCUUUUCUGACUUUCUCCUGCUGGUUCUAAUCGAUUUCGAUCCGUUUCAGCCCUUCGUCAUGGAUCAACAGACCGGAUACUCGCCCAGCUUCAAGCGACCGGCGGAAAUUAUGCGAAUGAGGAGAAAACGAGCUCGAAGCGACGCUGCUGUUCUCCGCAGCCCGAGUGGCCUGGAUCCCUCUGACAGUCCCGGACAAAGCAGCUCUUCCGCGACGUGCGUUCGGCCUUUCUCCCCUGGACCGCUUUUCAGCAUCCAGAACCGGUCCGGAGGAGGCACGAAGCGCAGGAAUCCUUUUGCAAACAUUGAAAACACCGGAAGUACUUGCAGCCCAAGGAAGAAGCUUUUCAUUUAUAAUGAAACUGACAAAGAGGUAGAAACUUCGACACAGAAGGAGGAAGAUGAGGCGACAGAGAGGAAGCGGACGGAGGCAGAACAUCAGCAGAACCGAGCCACCAAGAGCCCCGAAUCUCCAUCUUCCAUCGCUCCCUCUUCCAUCUCUCCAGCCUCCAUAUCUCCAGCCUCCAUCUCUCCUCCAGUCUGCACAGAGUACCCCCCAGACUGGAGUCUAAAGACCCGGGUCCUCUUCACCUCCCCUCUCUCCCUGUCCUGGACCGAGCAGCCCAAAGCUCAGGAGGAGGCUGUGGGCCUCAGUCACAGCUGCAGAGCUCAGUUCUUCAGUCCACCUCACAGUCUACAGGAUCCCAGGUCCUGCUCGGAGCUCCGAUCCGCCUUCCAGCAGAGUCUGGUGUACUGGCAGCAUCCCUCCCUGCCUUGGCUGUCUCUGUUCCCCAGGAUCAACGCUGAGAGGAGCUUCUCGGGACGGAGCACCCCAUGGGCUCAAGAUGUGGCGAUGCAGCAGAGUCUGAUGAGGGAAUGGUCCGUCAGUCUGUCGUCUCUCUACAAUCUUUUAAAGUCCAGACUCUGUCCGUACUUCUACCUGUGCUCCUAUCAGUUUACGGUCCUGUUCAGGGCAGCCGGUCUCGCUGGAUCUGGAAACAUCACAGCUUUAAUUUCUCCAACAACUCGAGGUUUCAGAGAGGCGAUGAAGGCCGAAGGUAUAGAGUUCAGUCUCCCUCUUGUGGAGAAGAGGAAGAGGAGCCGGGAUCCACACAACCUGAUGGCGGAUGAAGGGGAAGAGGAUGAAGAAGAGGGGGAGUUACGCUCACAGCAGGAGGAAGGAGAAGAUGAUGGCGGUGAUGAAGAUGGCAGCUUCUCGUGGCUGAAGGAGAUGGGAGUCCAGGACAAGAUCCAGAGACCAGAUGGCAUCACCAUCCAACUACGUAAGGAGGCCCACAGUGUGUGUGUAGACCAUAAACCAGAGUCUGUGGUGUGUGUGGAAGGACCACACACUUUCACCCUCAUCAACUUCCUCAUCAACUGGAAGGGUGUGGUGGCUGCAGCUGGUUCUCAGGCGGGGUUACCUCCAACUCUGCUGGCUCCUGCUGCUUUCAGAGGAGCAACCAUGCACAUGCUGAAGGUCCGCAGUGUGAACGCGAAGAGUCAAGUUGGUUCUACGUACCAGAACAUCAGCAGUCUGGAGCUCACAGGACCCAUCCUCCCCUCCUCUCUUCAUGCCAUCACCACCCUCCUCCGACCUGCACAGAAAGGCAACUUUUCAGCUGUUCUGUACACACAUCCACCUUCAGCUGUGAUGAACGUAAACAGCAGAAAUCAGCAGUGUGCUGAUCUGUCUGUUGACCUGUCGGGUUGUGGCCUCCGUCCUGCUUCCAUCCAGCAGCUGCAGCAGCCGUCCAGCCUGGGAAAGACGGCUCUGACGCAUGUUACUAUGAACGAUUACGGCUACGCCUGGAAGAACUAACACUGCUGAGACGACUAGUGUGUGAUGACAUUAACUGAAGCAGCUGUAAUGUUGCCUGAUCUGCUUUGUUUCAACCACAUUCACUUUUAAUGCUUCACUGGAUUUUAAAAUCUAUAUUUUUUAUUGUUUUUGUGAAACUUUUUGUCCAUAUUCAUAAGUUGUCGUCUACAGAAUUAUUUUAUUUGACUUUUAUAUGAUUUAGGAAAACAUAAAAGAAAUUGUUUCAUGUUUGUAUUAGAUAUUUUUUAUGAAAUGAGUUUUACUUUAAUAAACUUAUACUGGGUAAAUGAACGGUUUAAAUAUGUAGCAAAGCUUCUCUCAGUUUUAAAUCUGAACUUAUUUUUAGCCAGUUUUGUUAAACAGAUUCAAACUAAUGUUGCAUCAAUUAUUGUCUAAUUUUAACCCAACAGUGUCUGAACUUUUUUCCCUCUUUAUGAAAGUAAAUUUGGAGCGACUUGUCUUCUCCCAGACUUUCAGUUUUUUCAUUUGUAACCUGACAGAUGAAACCAAAUGAGUUUUCAUUGUGAUGCAUGUGUGACCAGCCUGUAAGUCAAGGGCUUUAUCUUGUUUCUGUAGAACACCCCGACCACCUAAACAACCCUCUUCACCCAGCCCAUAGGUCUAAGUUGGAGGAACGCUUGUGGCAAGAGAUGGGCAGAGACGACGUGUUCCCUCAGGAUAACAAUAUUUAUUAACGCUCUAAAAUAUUAUCCAAAUUUGGGGUUUUCAUUAGUCGUCAGUUAUAAUCAUCAAAAUGAAAAGAAAUAAAACUUUGAAUGAUGUCAGUCUGUGAGGAAUAAAUGUCUACAUCAUACAAGUG
Messenger RNA from Melanotaenia boesemani (Boeseman's rainbowfish), 2709 nucleotides. Its product is annotated as protein downstream neighbor of son homolog. Bases 129 to 1889 code for a protein of 586 amino acids. The record is from RefSeq and is a predicted model, not a curated record. Gene Ontology annotation, cellular component: nucleus. Lineage: Eukaryota; Metazoa; Chordata; Actinopteri; Atheriniformes; Melanotaeniidae. Gene Ontology annotation, biological process: nuclear DNA replication. The transcript has 10 exons.